UUAGAAUUACGUGAAGAUGUAGGGAAACUUGAAGAACGAAUAAUGCUCGAAUCUCGAACGGUCCCUCCAAAUUCGUUUUCGCAGCGAAAAUAACGGCUUUUCAAUCUGAAUCAAUCACCAUCAUCUUCAUCAUUCACAAAUCUCAACUACUCUCUUCAUGCAAUUCCGAAUUUUCAGCCAGUUUCUGUUGAUCAGUUCAUAAUAAUUUCGAUCUCAAUUGUAAAAAGUUGGUUAAUCGAUGGAAGUAAUGAGUGUUUCCGUUAGUUCUCCAGUGUUUAGGGCUUCUCACACGAAAGCGUUUGAUUACUGUGUUCCGAUUCGGAAGAAGACGGUUAUCGAUCGGAAGUUUGUGUUUAAUUGUAUGAAUUAUUCUUCACUCGAGGUAGCUGCGGACAAGCCAGAAUUGUUAACUAAUUUGGUCAAAGAUGUUGACUGGCCGUCUCCAACCGAUGAAAUCCCAUUUUGGAAGAGGAAGUUUCACACUCGUGAUGUCAAUCCUGAGAUUCCUGUUAACAUAGAGAAAGAUUCUGAUCCUUUGCAUGUUAUUCACGUGACUGCCGAAAUGGCACCAAUAGCAAAAGUUGGUGGUCUUGGUGAUGUCGUAACUGGGUUGGCCCGUGCGUGUUUAUUACGUGGACAUAAAGUUGAUAUCAUGCUUCCAUUUUAUGAAUGUAUCCAGAAGGACGACAUUCAAGAAUUAUCAUUAUUGUCUACAUAUAGUUCAUAUUUUGAUGGAAACUGGAUCCAAACCAAUGCAUACAGUGGACUAGUUUCAGAUAUUCCAGUAAUACUAAUUGAACCAAUGAACCAAUUCUUUAAAGGUGAAGAUGUGUACGGAGGUUCAUAUAAUGAGCUGGAAGCGUAUUUAUUUUUCAGCCGCGCUUGCCUUGAAUGGAUGCAGGUGACUGGAACGCAACCCGAUAUUAUACAUGUACAUGAAUGGCAGACAGGUGCACUGCCACUGCUCUACUGGGACAUGUACUGUCAUCUUUCACUUCAUAAACCAAGAAUAGUAUUGACAAUCCACAAUAUGGAGCAUUAUGGGGAAUGCAGACAAGAGCAGCUCAAUAAGUGUGGCCUUGAUGGGUCUUUAUAUGCAACUAUUGACAAGGCGAUUGAUGAUCGAACAAUUGGCCAUAAUCCUGAAAGGCUGAGUUUAUUGAAAGGAGCCAUUGUGUACAGCAAUUCAGUAGUUACAGUCUCUCCAACUUACCUCCAAGAAACACUUUGUUCCGGAUGGCUUGCAAGUGCUUUGAUAACAAAUCGUGACAAAUACCAUGGUAUUCUAAACGGGAUUGAUACUGUUAUGUGGAACCCUGCUUCUGUUGCUUUCUUGCCUGCCAAUUAUCAUGCUCAAAACACUGAUGGAAAGAAAGUAUGCAAACAGUAUCUCCAACGAGGGCUUGGUUUAGCCUUUGAAGGCAGGGUGCCUUUAGUUGUUUGCAUUUCUAGAUUGGUUGCUCAAAAAGGUCUUCAUCUAAUUAAACAUGCAAUCAGUCAUAUUGGAAAACAUGGUGGACAGAUGAUUGUGCUGGGAAAAGCUCCAGAUGGUAGGGUUCAAAGUGAAUUUGAAGCUCUAGCUAAUUUGCACAACAAAGGUUCUACAAUCCGAAUCCUCUUGAUGUAUAGCGAGGAGCUGUCACACAUGUUGUAUGCUGGUGCCGACAUGGUGUUGAUUCCUUCUAUAUAUGAGCCAUGUGGACUUGCUCAGAUGAUCGGAAUGCGCUACGGAUCAGUACCAAUAGUACGGAAAACUGGUGGUCUUGCUGACACUGUUUUUGAUAUGGAUGAUCAGUCACAACCAGAGAUGGCUAACGGGUUUGUCUUUGAAGGGACUGACGAAGCUUCUCUAAGUGGGGCUCUUGAUCGCGCAUUUUUCUAUUACAAGGAGAAACCAAUCGAGUGGGCGAAUAUCGUUCAAAAAGUUAUGCAAAUUGACAACAGCUGGAACAAAACUGCUAGCAAGUACAUUGAUGUAUACAACUCAAUAAGAGUAAGAUGGUGACCAUUUGAAUGCACCUAAUCAAUUGUAAGUGAUACAUAACCAAGCUCUUUGCGCACGAUAACUCAACGAGUAAAGAUGUCGGACUUUACAUAAAUCAUGUGAAACCUUUGGCAUGUUUUGCAUGUAUUAAUUAAGUGGUAACUUAUUUUUAGUCAA
Molecule: messenger RNA, 2161 nt
Organism: Helianthus annuus (common sunflower)
Lineage: Eukaryota; Viridiplantae; Streptophyta; Magnoliopsida; Asterales; Asteraceae
Product: glycogen synthase
Exons: 15
Coding region: 239-2005 (588 amino acids)
Molecular function (GO): alpha-1,4-glucan glucosyltransferase (UDP-glucose donor) activity
Source: RefSeq, a predicted model, not a curated record